Messenger RNA from Coccomyxa subellipsoidea C-169, 780 nucleotides. RefSeq lists its product as hypothetical. Lineage: Eukaryota; Viridiplantae; Chlorophyta; Trebouxiophyceae; Coccomyxaceae. The transcript has 7 exons. The coding region runs from base 1 to 780 and encodes 259 amino acids. The record is from RefSeq and is a predicted model, not a curated record.
AUGGCGCAGAGUGCUGAGGAGGUCAGGGAGCUGAUACGCGUGGUGAAGCCCACAUCAGUCAUGGUGGAGCUCUGUGAGGCCCGUGCACGGAGAAUACGCGGUUCUGCACAGUUGCAGGAGGGAGGCUUUGCGAAAGAUCUGGUGCAGGAGUUGCUCCGGCAGCUGGGCGCAGGCGGGCGCGACCUGCCGCAGCAGUUCGUAAAGAUGGGCAUGCAAGGAUUCUACCGGCUGCUGAAGAGCUUGGGGAUGGAUCCGGGGCUGGAGUUCAAGGUGGCCAUGGAGGAGGCAGAGCUGCUGCGAGCGCGCAUUGUCUUCGGUGAUGCUGACCAAGACCGGACUAUGCGCCGCAUCUCAGAAAGCCUCACCGUGCAGGCAGGCCCAUCCACCUGCAAUUCCCUCACCACUGUGUUCAUGCAACAGGGGUUGCUGAGCAUGGUGAUGGGCGGAGGCCUGCCACCAGCAGAGGUUGUGGAUUUCUUGCGGAGCAAUGGCAGCGGCAAGCUCACAGACCAGGCAAGUUUCCUCACUCUCUGCGCAUCAAAAUGCUGUGAUGCUGUUGAGGCCAUGAAGAACAGGAAGAUGGCUCGGGCCAUGACUGAGUACAUGCGCAAGGUGAACCCAGAGCUUGCCAGCGCCCUCACAGAUGAGAGGGAUGAGUACAUGGUCAAUUGCCUGCAGCAGCUGGAGGGCCGCAUUGUGGGAGUGGUGGGGCUCGCCCACUUGGAUGGCAUAGAGCGGAGAUGGGACGCAUUGCAGAACAACGACAGACAGAGAUUAUAG